This is a messenger RNA of Lathyrus oleraceus (garden pea), 1594 nucleotides long. The record is from RefSeq and is a predicted model, not a curated record. Lineage: Eukaryota; Viridiplantae; Streptophyta; Magnoliopsida; Fabales; Fabaceae.
CGAACCUUCUCUUUUUAAAACAACAGGCGCGGGUAGUAGCUUAACCCACAAUACAAAACCAACCAACAAACCUUCUCACAGAGACUCCUUCAUUUCAUUUUGCAGAAAAUCAACAAUGGCAGAAUCCGAAGAUAUUCAACCUUUGGUUUGCGAUAAUGGAACCGGAAUGGUUAAGGCUGGAUUUGCAGGAGAUGAUGCACCUAGGGCAGUUUUCCCUAGCAUUGUAGGUCGUCCACGUCACACUGGAGUAAUGGUUGGAAUGGGACAAAAAGAUGCGUAUGUUGGUGAUGAAGCACAAUCCAAAAGAGGUAUUUUGACUCUCAAGUACCCAAUUGAGCAUGGAAUUGUUAGUAAUUGGGAUGAUAUGGAGAAGAUCUGGCAUCACACUUUCUACAAUGAACUUCGUGUUGCGCCGGAAGAACAUCCUGUUCUUCUCACGGAAGCUCCGCUUAACCCUAAGGCUAAUCGGGAAAAAAUGACUCAGAUCAUGUUUGAGACUUUCAAUACUCCGGCUAUGUAUGUUGCUAUUCAAGCUGUGCUUUCUCUUUAUGCUAGUGGCCGUACAACUGGUAUUGUUCUGGAUUCUGGGGAUGGUGUUAGUCACACGGUUCCUAUUUAUGAGGGUUAUGCACUUCCGCAUGCGAUUCUUCGAUUGGAUCUUGCAGGACGUGAUCUAACUGAUGGAUUGAUGAAGAUUUUAACUGAGCGUGGCUACACUUUCACCACUUCUGCAGAGCGAGAAAUUGUGAGGGAUAUGAAGGAGAAAUUGGCUUAUAUUGCUCUUGAUUAUGAGCAGGAGUUGGAAACUGCUAAGACUAGCUCAGCUGUUGAGAAGACAUAUGAGUUACCUGAUGGACAGGUGAUCACAAUUGGCGCUGAAAGAUUCCGAUGCCCUGAAGUUCUGUUCCAGCCAUCGAUGAUCGGCAUGGAAUCUCCGGGUAUCCAUGAGACGACAUUUAACUCAAUUAUGAAGUGUGAUGUCGACAUUAGGAAGGAUCUUUAUGGUAACAUUGUCUUGAGUGGUGGUUCCACAAUGUUCCCUGGUAUUGCUGAUAGGAUGAGCAAGGAAAUUACAGCAUUGGCACCUAGUAGCAUGAAAAUCAAGGUUGUAGCACCACCAGAGAGGAAGUACAGUGUCUGGAUCGGAGGCUCUAUUUUGGCAUCCCUCAGCACUUUCCAACAGAUGUGGAUUGCAAAGGCAGAAUAUGAUGAAUCUGGGCCAUCAAUAGUACACAGGAAAUGCUUCUAAGUUCAAAUCAUGGAGCCUGAGAGUUGGAUCAAGGAAAUUACAAUAUAUACAUUGUACUAAGGAAAUACUAUCUAGUUGGUUGAGGAAAUCCAUUUCCUAUUCUUUUACCAUUUCUAUUAUCAAGUUUCUUUGUGUUUUCCUUUCUUGAUAUGUUGGGAUAUAAGAGCAUGAAGACUAGCAAGAUAUGUGAGAUCCAAUUUUCCCCUCAUUUUGUUGCAGAGACGUGUAUUGUUACUGAUUUUGGUUUUGUUUGAAACAACAAAUCUUUCGGUCCAAUGUUCUGAUUGGCCUAGUGGUAUGUGUUUUAUUUAUAAUUCUAUGAACCGAAAAAGUCAUUGAUAAUCA